Molecule: messenger RNA, 620 nt
Organism: Microdochium trichocladiopsis
Lineage: Eukaryota; Fungi; Ascomycota; Sordariomycetes; Xylariales; Microdochiaceae
Exons: 1
Coding region: 283-504 (73 amino acids)
Source: RefSeq, a predicted model, not a curated record
UAUUAUGCCACACUCGUUCAACUGCAACUGAGCUCUCCAACCAAGAGAUCUCCGGGGCAGCUCCCACAACAGCCAAGUAUGGGCAUCAAUAGUUUCUUGCCCCGGCAUAUGUCUAACAUGAUAUGAGCUGGGAUUAUCGAGAAAGAAACGACUUGCUGUCAAGUGGUACUUGAGGCUUGCCGGACUCCUUUGUAACCCUCUAAUACCACAUUGAUCCGGGUGGGACCCUCCGGCCGUGUUCCACGGCGUGUAUUAAUUCAAGCCCACAACGAAGCAUCAGGUAUGGCUCGCUACCGUGGGCGAUCCCUGUGUCUGGCGCUUACCUUGACAUUGGCAACCUGGUUAGGACUUAUUUUACGGCAGCGACAGGAUAGCAUGGCCGUGUCAGUCUCCAGUGUACCGUCUGCCGAAAUCGAUGAAACAUGCAGGAUGUCAGUGCCAGGCGGCCACCAUACGAGUUCGAAGUCCUGGAAGGAGGAUACUAAACCCCACUUCUGCGCGUGAACCUGGUGAGACAAUAGAACUUUUGAGACACACAAUAAUGUCGUUCUCGGUUGAUCCCCAGAUCGUGACCAUCCAGGGUCCAACGCGAGCUCAAUUCAGCAAGUGGGUUGACGACC